AGGGACUGAAGUGCGGAAGGGAAAUUGAAAUGCGACGCUUUCAUUGGUUCGCUAAGCCAUCCUGCGUGACGUCAGUAGCUACCUGUUGCAAAUUUCUAAGACGAGUAGAUGGGAGAGAAUAUCAAGAAGCAGAAGGAGGAGGUGUGCUAGGUCACGACAAAGCAGAAGCAAAUAUUUCAAAGAAGAUGGAGCACAACACAACUCAGAUCUCCCGUGAAGAGCUUGAGGAACUAAAGGAGGCUUUUAAUAAGAUAGACAUAGAUAAUAGCGGUUAUGUUUGUGACUAUGAAAUGCAAGAGCUCUUUAAAGAGGCAAACCUUCCACUUCCAGGAUACAAGGUACGAGAAAUUGCAGAAAAAAUCAUCAUGGCUGCGGAUCACAACAAAGAUGGAAAGAUCAGCUUUGAAGAAUUUGUAUCGCUUUAUCAAGAACUCAAAAGCAAAGACGUAAGCAAGACCUUUCGGAAGGCCAUUAACAAGCCAAAGGGUUUAACAGCACUAGGAGGAACAUCUCAGAUAUCCAGUGAGGGAACACAGCACUCAUACUCAGACGAAGAAACCGUUGCUUUCUCAAACUGGAUUAAUAAAAGCCUUUCAAAUGAUCCUGACUGCACACAUUUAUUGCCUAUGGAUCCAAACAAUGGAAGUCUUUUUAAAUCUGUUCGUGAUGGAAUCUUACUAUGCAAACUGAUCAAUUUUUCACAGCCAGACACAAUUGAUGAGCGGGUUAUUAAUACAAAGAAGCUCACCCCAUUUACAAUAACAGAAAAUUUAGUGCUUGGAUUAAACUCCGCUUCUGCUAUAGGCUGCACAGUUGUCAACAUUGGACCACAAGAUCUAAGACAAGGGAGCCCUCACUUGGUGCUUGGACUUUUGUGGCAAAUCAUCAAGGCUGGCUUAUUUGCAGAUAUUGAAAUCUCCAGAAAUGAAGCACUUAUUUCUUUGUUGGAGGAGGGAGAAGACCUAGAACAGUUGAUGAAACUCUCACCAGAGGAUCUAUUACUGCGCUGGGUCAAUUAUCACCUGAGCAAUGCCGGCUGGGAGAAAAUUAGAAAUUUCAGUGAUGAUAUCAAGGAUUCAAAAGCCUAUUACCACCUUUUAAAUCAGAUUGCACCAAAGGGGACACGAGACGAUGAACUGAAGAUUGACAUUGAUAUGUCUGGAUUUAAUGAGAAGAAUGACUUGCAGCGUGCAGAAUACAUGCUGCAGCAAGCUGCUAAGCUAGACUGCAGGCAGUUUGUUACACCUGCAGAUGUCGUGGGUGGCAAUCCAAAACUGAACAUGGCAUUUGUUGCAAACUUGUUCAACACCUAUCCUGCUCUAGACAAGCCAAACAGCAAUGGCUAUGACCCAUCUCUUUUAGAAGGAGAAAGCAGGGAAGAGAGAACAUUUCGAAACUGGAUGAAUUCUUUAGGUGUGAAUCCAUUUGUCAACCAUUUAUACAGUGAUCUAACAGACGCCUUAGUGAUUUUUCAGCUAUAUGAACAAAUCAGGAUGCCUGUUGAAUGGAAUCGUGUUAACAAGCCACCUUACCCUUCUUUGGGAGGCAAUAUGAGAAAGCUUGAAAACUGCAACUAUGCAAUUAAUGUUGGAAAAAAUGAAGCAAAGUUUUCCUUGGUGGGGAUUGAUGGUAAAAAUCUCAAUGAAGGAAAUUCAACAUUUACUCUAGCUUUAGUAUGGCAGCUCAUGAGAAGGUACACUUUGAAUGUUCUUUCUGAUCUUGGUGGAGGUGAAAAAGUAAAUGAUGAAAUUAUAAUCAAAUGGGUGAAUGAAACCUUAAAGGCUGCAGGAAAAGAUACCUGUAUCUCAAACUUCAAGGAUAAAUCUAUCAGCACCAGUUUGCCGGUACUAGAUUUAAUAGAUGCUAUUGCGCCAAAAGCCAUUCGCAAUGAAAUGGUGAAGAGGGUGGACCUUACAGAAGAAGAUAAAGUUAACAAUGCAAAGUAUGCAAUUUCCGUAUCACGUAAGAUUGGGGCCCGUGUAUAUGCUCUUCCAGAUGACUUAGUGGAAGUGAAUCCAAAGAUGGUUAUGACUGUCUUUGCCUGUUUAAUGGGAAAAGGAAUGAAAAAUAUGAAUGGCUAAUAAAUCAGUGGUAACAAUAAGAAGCUCAACAGAGGAAAUUGAGCUUGCAGAUUCACUAUUCUCACUCCAGUAGUGACUAUAAUUUAUAAAUCAAAUUUAGACAACAGCAGUGCUUCAAAUCUUGUGGUUGCCCUGCAAUUUAAUUUUAUUAAAACCGCCUGCUUUGUCUUUCUCAAUAUUUGUGUUAAUUUUUCUGAAUUAUUUUUAUGCUUAAAUCAUAUUUUCAUAAGUGUUUUAAUAAGUUGUACAUU
This is a messenger RNA of Polypterus senegalus (gray bichir), 2332 nucleotides long. RefSeq names its product plastin-1-like. Gene Ontology annotation, biological process: actin filament bundle assembly; actin filament network formation. Gene Ontology annotation, molecular function: actin filament binding; calcium ion binding. Gene Ontology annotation, cellular component: actin filament; actin filament bundle; cytoplasm. Bases 30 to 2081 code for a protein of 683 amino acids. NCBI's taxonomy places the organism in Eukaryota, Metazoa, Chordata, Cladistia, Polypteriformes, Polypteridae. The transcript is spliced from 16 exons. The record is from RefSeq and is a predicted model, not a curated record.